This is a messenger RNA of Perognathus longimembris pacificus (Pacific pocket mouse), 975 nucleotides long. RefSeq names its product olfactory receptor 14K1-like. Gene Ontology annotation, biological process: G protein-coupled receptor signaling pathway. Lineage: Eukaryota; Metazoa; Chordata; Mammalia; Rodentia; Heteromyidae. Gene Ontology annotation, cellular component: membrane. The coding region runs from base 1 to 975 and encodes 324 amino acids. Gene Ontology annotation, molecular function: odorant binding; G protein-coupled receptor activity; olfactory receptor activity. The record is from RefSeq and is a predicted model, not a curated record. The transcript has a single exon.
AUGGCCAACCUCACAUUGGAGAUGGACUUCUUCCUCACCCAAUUUGCUGACAGCAAGGAGCUCCAGGUCUUCCAGGGAUUUCUGUUCCUGCUGAUCUACUUGGAGGCUCUCAUGGGCAAUCUUCUCAUCUUCAUCCUUGUCACUGUGGACCAGUGUCUUCACACCCCCAUGUACUUCUUCCUGAAGAACUUGUCCUUCCUUGAUGCUGGCCUCAUUUCAGUCACGGUCCCUAACCUCAUUCUUAACUCUUUUACCCACAGGAGCAUCAUCUCUUUCCCAGGAUGCAUAUGUCAGCUUUUCUUUGUGAUACACUUUGUUAGUUCUGAGCUUUUCAUUCUGACAGCCAUGUCCUAUGACCGCUAUGUGGCCAUCUGUCACCCCCUACGCUACAAUGUCAUUUUGAACAGGGGAGUCUGUUUGCAGAUGGUAGCUACUUCUUGGAUGUUUGGGAGUCUUUUUGGGGUCUUAUACUCAGCUGGAACUUUCUCUUUAUUUUUUUGUGGCUCCAGAAAACUCCCACAGUUUUUCUGCGAUGUCCCCUCUCUACUGAAGAUUUCUUGUUCUAAAGUACAUAUCACUAUUGAUGUUAGUGUGGCUAUUGCAAUUGUAUGGGGACUAUUCUGCUUGGUGUGCAUUGGGAUUUCAUAUGUUUGCAUCUUCAGUACAGUGCUGAGAAUGCCAUCCUUACAAGGCCGGUCAAAAGCCUUCUCCACCUGCGUGCCUCAUCUCAUAGUUGUAGUUACAUUUUUGGUGACAGGUGCCAUUGCUUAUUUGAAGCCAGUUCCUGACUUGCCAUAUCUUGAAGACGUUUUGGUAUCCAUUUUCUACUCUGUGAUGCCUCCAUCUUUGAACCCAAUAAUAUAUAGUCUGAGAAAUAAGGAAAUCAAAGUGUCUAUGCAGAAGCUCCUGUGGAAGCUGCAUCAUUAUAAGUGUUAUGGGGAAAACAAUAGAUUAGUAUCUAGAAAGGCUGGCUGA